Molecule: messenger RNA, 1516 nt
Organism: Phialemonium atrogriseum
Lineage: Eukaryota; Fungi; Ascomycota; Sordariomycetes; Cephalothecales; Cephalothecaceae
Product: fido domain-containing protein
Exons: 2
Coding region: 350-1273 (307 amino acids)
Source: RefSeq, a predicted model, not a curated record
GGGCAUUUAACUGUUAAGGCAGGGGGCAUUUGCUAGCCGUCGCUGUCGCUAUUGCCAAAGCACUUUUUCUGUCGCCGUCUCUGUUGCUGUUGCCAUCGCCAUUGCCGUCGCCGUCACUUGUUCCAUGGCAGGCAGCCUGAAUAGCCAAAUGUCCCUGCCCGCGGAGACAAGCUCUUCUAGACGGAGACAGAGUCGCCACUUCCGUAGGUUCGGGUGUUGACUCCACUGUGACACUUGCAAACUAUAUGCCCAGACUUGCGAAGCAAUUCUGUUCUCCUCAUCCACCAAUCACCAACCACCAAUUUAUCCACCGCGAAUCAGGCUAUUCCUUCGGCGUCCCCCGGUUGCUAUGGCAACCAGCUUGGUCCGCCGCAUGAGCUCAGUCAGUGUACCUCUAGCUUCAGAGGGCCAGAAGCUCCUGGCGAAGAUCUAUGCCCCGUUUGCCAACUUGAAGAAGGACAGCCCCGAGUACAAAGAAUUGGCCCUCUCAGGAAGGGUAUGGGAGGAAUACCAUCAACCUGCAGAUAGUCAGAGGCAGGGUUAUACAAGACUGCAGAAGGAAUGCAUCACACUGCUUCACGAGAUCGACAGUUUGAAGGAAUCCAUGAAACUACCUGUCAUAUCUGUCGCCAAGAGUCUCGUUGUCGAAUAUGCACACCAGUCAGUCCAGAUCGAAGACAACCGUCUCCGGCUCGGGGACGGCGGCAAGAUCGAUGACUUCCUCGCCUCCGACUUCCUCAAGCACUAUGACCUGUCAUCAAUGUCUGCCGGCGAACUCUCUCAAACCGACAUCCCCAAUGUCACAUUCCUCCUGCCUGCAGCCGAACCGACCCAGGUUGUAGAGCUUCGAAAUCAUAUAGUAGCAUCUCACUGGGUUGCUGCCACUGCAUCGGACAGGCAAGGCACCGCAGGUCUUAGCGAACGCGAACUUCACUACUUGUCCGCUGUUACUAUCAAGGGUACGGCAUCGGACGUUCUCUAUUCACACGGUUGGGGGAACAGAGUUGAGCUUGGUGGAUAUCGUUCGACCCCCAUCUCAGUCAGGGGCAACCCUAUGCGCAUAUUCCCUUACCAUGACGAAGUUCCCGCAUUGAUGCAGCGCUUGUUCCAGUGGCGCGAUAAGGUUCACAAUGAGAAACUGCUCCAUCCCCUCAUCGUGGCAUGCCAAGCCACUGCAUACCUGUCGCACAUUCACCCUUUCCCAGAUGGCAAUGGGUGUGUUGCCAGGAUGUUCAUGCAAGACUACGUGCUGAGACAAGGAUAUGGCCGGUGACGAUGCAAGCCUUGGAGCGCGAGGACUAUUUGGGAAUGAUCAGUGAUGCGCAGGAUGGUAAGCCGGAGGAGUUCGUGGCUCGGGUUGUUACGACACAGCUGGAUGCAAUGCGGACGUUCAAGUGGCGGGAGAUGGAACAGAAGGGCCGGCCAUGAUGUUGCUCAGACUAGACAGCGUUUGCCCGUCUGCACAUAGUUAUCCAGUCUCCAAUCAUUUUGGACAGGGUUCUGCGCUGGUAUGUUU